Penicillium nucicola is the source of this 255-nucleotide messenger RNA. RefSeq lists its product as uncharacterized. The transcript has 3 exons. Bases 1 to 255 code for a protein of 84 amino acids. The record is from RefSeq and is a predicted model, not a curated record. Lineage: Eukaryota; Fungi; Ascomycota; Eurotiomycetes; Eurotiales; Aspergillaceae.
AUGUUCGCCAACAGUCUUUUCUCGUGGUUCUCCUCCAAGGAGUCCUCUGCCCCCGAGGCUACCUGGGACGCUACCACCGCUACCGUCCACAACCAACAACCCACCAGCCCCGAGGCUCCCUCCACCGACCGUGUUGUCACUGAGCAGCCCAACUCCCAGGAGAACAUGAAGCUGCGCGGUGGUGGUGUCGGCGAUAUCUGCUGCGGCGUGUGUGCCGGUCUCCUUUGCUUCGAGUGCUGUGAGGACUGCUGCUAA